Messenger RNA from Oreochromis niloticus (Nile tilapia), 3372 nucleotides. RefSeq names its product RAB9B, member RAS oncogene family (gene rab9b). The transcript is spliced from 2 exons. Gene Ontology annotation, cellular component: phagocytic vesicle; late endosome; lysosome. Bases 220 to 828 code for a protein of 202 amino acids. The record is from RefSeq and is a predicted model, not a curated record. Lineage: Eukaryota; Metazoa; Chordata; Actinopteri; Cichliformes; Cichlidae. Gene Ontology annotation, biological process: retrograde transport, endosome to Golgi; Rab protein signal transduction. Gene Ontology annotation, molecular function: GTP binding; GTPase activity.
UAUUUUACGGGCUUUAGGACCCCGCUUUGCUUGGGCGGUGUGCACGUGCAGGUCCGCGAUGGGGCGCGCACGUCACGACACUGAAUCUCAGUCAGAUGUAGGGUAGCGGGACAGCCACGCAAUAUUACCUACUAGAUGCAGGGUUAGGUUCACCCCGGUUUACCACCAAGUGGGGAGGACUUUAGCCCUGUGAGGAGGCCUAGUUGGGUGGGUGGCACGAUGAGUGGGAAGAACCUGCUGCUCAAAGUAAUCCUACUGGGAGAUGGUGGAGUGGGCAAGUCCUCCUUGAUGAACCGCUACGUAACAGACCGGUUUGACUCCCAGUCUUUCCACACCAUUGGCGUGGAGUUCCUUAAUCGGGACUUGGAAGUGGAUGGACGCCUUGUCACUCUUCAGAUAUGGGACACAGCUGGUCAGGAGCGCUUCAAGUCAUUACGUACACCUUUCUACCGAGGCGCCGACUGCUGCCUGCUCACAUUUGCCGUGAACAACCUGCAGAGCUUUCAGAACCUGGGCAGCUGGAAGAAGGAGUUCAUGUACUACUCUGACGUCAAAGACCCCGAGCGGUUCCCUUUUGUGGUACUGGGCAACAAGAUAGACAUGGAGCAGAGGGAGGUCGGGGAGGAUGAAGCGCGGGCCUGGUGCGAAGAGAACGGCUGCUGCCCUUACUUUGAGACCAGUGCUAAAGAUGACACUAAUGUCACCGCUGCGUUUGAGGCAGCUGUCAGGGAGGUUCUGGCUGCUGAGGACCAGAUUGAUCACGCGCUCUUGAGUAGUACUAUUGAUCUCCAUGGCAACCGCAAAACCUCCCGAAGAUCUUGCUGCUGAUUGGAUAGGUGUGAAUCUACCCUGUUUUAAUCCCUCUGGCUGAAACUUGCCUGUGGUAGUUUUAAGAGCCAGUCAUAUAUUGUUUAUGGUACGUGUACUGUUGGUACAAAGUACUGAGUGCAGUGUUCCCUGAAGAUAAUAUGAAUAGGAUACACCUGCUCUGAGGAGGCGUAUCAAGGAUUUAGCUGGUUUAUAGAAUGUUGAAUUAUUGCUCCUAGAAAGGUACCGGCACACUUACAAGCUGUGCUGCCAGUAGUAUGGUACAAACCAUUGUUUCCAGCUUGUGCAGGGACUAUAGCAUCUAGUGCAUUUAAGGGAUUAACUUAAAUCAAAAUAAUAUAAUUUGAAAUAAAUGCAUUUGAACAAAGAAUAUACCAAUCCACCUUUGAAGAGCCCUCCUUUUUUGCUCCUUAAAGCUGUGUUUCCACCAUAGGAACUUUCCUAAGGGACUAGGAGCCUUUGAAAGGACUGUGUGUUUCCAUCAAAGGGACAAAGGUCUAAAGAUUAAAUUCUCUGGGAAAUAUUUACCUCCAAAAAGCUCCUGUUUGUGCAACAGUGUUUUCCCUUGGUUUAGGGACAGUGAUAAUAAUGUUUGCAGCACUAAACUUGUAGCAUUCAGCCAGUCCAUCUUAGUCAUCUUACUUCAAGUUGUUGCAGUUGCUUAUUUUGCUUACUUUAAGGCUUAUAUUGGAGAUUACUGUUGUUAAGCACAACACUCAGACUUGGUUCGCCUGCCUGGUUUAUCUAAAAAAAAUAUAUAUAUGAAGAGAGCAGUUGUAAUUGAGUAAGCUAGAGAGUGCAGUGUUUUGCUCAGAAUUGGAUUGUAAUUGUCAUGGUACCAGGGGUGCGUUUGUAAAUGUGCCCAGAAAUUAUGCACACCCACACAUUUUUUUAAAAUGAAAUUAAAUAGCGUCUCAUAUAAUGUGCCCCUCUGACUCUUUUAAUUUCCAAAUAUUUUGGGAGAAAUAAAUAACGUAUAUAUUCAGCUAUCUGUCCACUAGAUGGGAACUACCAGACACCCCACAAUGUAUUAUUAUUACAGUAUUUUACUUCCGAUAAGAGAUUACUGUGAUUUUUAGCGUUUAUCAUUUUUUAACAUUUUAACCAUUUAUUACCUUUAUUUAAACUGCAAAUUUCAUCCUCAGAGUAAAACUUUGUAACAGUUCUAUCCAAUAAGAUAACAUUGUCUAACUCCAACUCCACCAACACUAUCACUAAAACCUGCGGUAAAUGUUGCCACAAGAUGGGGUCAGUCUAUUAUCAGUCUGUGAUUGAAUGGGGUCAUCUUGACGAUUACAUGCAAUCUCUUUCUGAUAAUACAAGAAAUUAACUGUGGUAAAUUGUGGAAAAUCUCAAAUCUCUGUUGGUGUAUAGAUAGAAAGAAAUUCACAUUUGUGCUCAGCAACCUUCCCGUUCUAUAGGAAUGUAACUAGAAUACAUCCAGCUGGCAGCCAGUUGACUCGAGUCCCCUUGUAUGUGCCUGUAUUGAUACAAUAUCGCCACACAUAAUGUCACGAUACUGUGCUGUAGCGAUUUUUGAUUUCUGAGUCGUUCAUGCUGCAGAUUUGUCCAGAUACAAACUUCCACCUCCUUGUACUGCAUUUGGAGACAAUUGUCUUUGUUCUUCUCAGCUUUAGUGACAUGUGAAGCUGCUCUCUACCUGCUGCAGAUGUUUGUUAGUGGUCUUGUGGUUAGUGGUCACAUCUACAGAGCAGAAAAAACAAACGAACAAAAAUGGAGUCCUAGACUGUGGAUUCUGAGUCCAUGAGAUAAGAAAUUCUGGUCAGCCUGCUGAAAGGCAGAAAACAGGACCGGAAGUUGGUGCUAGCUGGUUAGCACAAACUAAAAUUUCAAAAUAAGAGCGAGGGGACUGUCAACUAGUAAAUUGAUCAAGAAUGGCUUAAUUCUCAAAUAGAUGGAAAAAAAAUCUAAAAUGACUUGCAAAAUCUGCUUUGACAGCUGUUAAUAUAGCUAACGACCUGCCCAAAUAAGUUCUGUGUUAGGGGUAAAUAAAGUAACUAGAGUAAAUAAACAGAAGAAGCAGUGUUGGUGAAUUUGGGAAAUACAAGUUUUGCUGAUUAGAAAUGCUGUCACCCCUAAACCACCCCGAGGGAAGAGGCCUAUGCCAGACUUUGUCCAGGCUUCAUCUUGUUGACUGUGACCACUCCGUUUUCUCUCUGUGUGUGUGUGUGUGUGUGUGUGUGUGAAGCUCUGCCUGUCAAAUAGGCACAAAGACCUACAUAACUGAGAGGGACAGAGGCAGCCGAUGUAACAUGGUUACUAUAUUUUUCAAUAGUCAGACAUGUUUAAAAAAAAACAAACAAUGAAAAAACAGCCAGCACUUUUUAAUAUGUCCAGCUUCUCUAUGGAUCUUCCACUGCAGAGGAAAUGGAGACUAAUGAUAGUCUGAAGGAACCUUUUUGUUAUAAGAGAGGCUCAGGUGGAAAUGCAGCUUAACACACAGUAGCUCUAGUCACUGCUCCAUUUUCUGUUCAUGAAGAAGUCUCAUUUUAUGAGAUGUGUCGGCAGUUGUUGGAGAGCUAA